Syngnathus typhle (broad-nosed pipefish) is the source of this 2837-nucleotide messenger RNA. RefSeq lists its product as uncharacterized. The coding region runs from base 1 to 2298 and encodes 765 amino acids. The record is from RefSeq and is a predicted model, not a curated record. Gene Ontology annotation, biological process: protein deubiquitination. NCBI's taxonomy places the organism in Eukaryota, Metazoa, Chordata, Actinopteri, Syngnathiformes, Syngnathidae. The transcript is spliced from 8 exons. Gene Ontology annotation, molecular function: cysteine-type deubiquitinase activity.
AUGUGCCACCAAACACACUAUCACACUAAGACAAUGAAGGCCAAAGCGUUGUCAGUGAAGGAGUGUGACUGGAUGCCAGAGGAUUGCCAUCUAGUGGAGGAUGUGUCCAGAGACUCACACCGAGAAACCCUGUGUCUGCCUAGCAUCUUCAAAUCCAAGAAAGUCAAGCCCUGUAGCAGGACUCAGACAACGGGGCCGGCUUACCAGGUGUACUACACGGCCCGGGAGCUACUUUUGGAGGUGCUGGAUCGAGGCGCCCUGCGGAAGCUGAUUAGGAGAGGCUCCGCGCAGAGGUGUGGACCUCCUCAAUCUUCACAUGCUCUGAGAAAAGAACAAGGCGGCUUUUUCUCCGAGGAGGAUUAUAUCGAGAUGUUAACUUGCAUCUCCAUGGUUCUGCAAGAUGGUCUCUCUGUAGGAGAGCGUGAGGUAAGCCUGGGCUUAGAAGGAUGGAAGGGGGUCCUGAAGAGAAAUUGCUUCCAAAGCUGCCUCUUGCAUCUGAGCCGACUGGAGGAUGAAGACAAGCUGGAAGCCUUGUCUGCCUUCUGCAGCCACGUGACCAAGCGCUAUCAAGGAUUAUACACGCCUGGUGAGAACCUGGCUGUGAAGAAAUACAACCUUUGGUACCAGCAGACUCCCUGCUCGCUUCAUCUUGCCAUCCUCUACGAUAGAAGCUCGGGCUUCAUUUGCAACAUGUACCUGUACAUCCCAGAGCAGCUUCGGAGACGAAAGAGGAAGCCUGUAGUUGUGCAGGUGGUAGAGCACCUGAUCAGGCCUUUCUGUAGCCAACGUCCCGUGGUGUGGUUGGACACCAGCGCCCGGAUGGAGGGCAAGCUCAUCGACGUUUUUUCGGAUUCAGGGAUUCGGACGGCGACGACGGAACCAUUUUCACCAGAGGAAACCACAUCUCAGUUCUACGGGCGGUCUCUCCUCGCAGCGCAUCUCAAAGGCUGGACCGGACCGGCUCUUCUUUUUCCAAGGUCGGACACGAGAGGAUCGCAGGCGGACGUGCUACUCCCUGGUCUCUGGGUGACGCUGCACACCAUCUACAUCAACACGUUUGUGCUUCACACCUUGCAGAGCUCAGGCAGGCAGGUCCAGUUGACCCAGUUCACCAGAACUUUGGCUUCUCAGCUGGCUUUGGACAACAAUGGCGGAGUGCCCGUCCUGCCUCAGCUAAACAGCACAUCAUACCAAGAGAUGCAAAGGUUGGUCUACAAAUCCCAUUUCACAGAUCGGACCAGCAGUGAUCAUGUGAUAGAAAAGCGACGCCAGGAGUGGGACCGUCCCGGCGUGUGUGGUUUAGACAACUCUGGAAACUCCUGCUACUUGAACGCUGUGUUGCAGUGUGUUUGUUCCACGGUGCCCCUGGUGGAGCAUCUCCUUCAUCAGGACACACGCAAAGAGUUGGCACGGGCCAAGUGUCAGGUAGCCCAGAUGUUUGUCCGGCUCCUGGAGCAGAUGUGGCUCGGGAGGAGUUCCAGCUGUGCCCCUGUGGAGGCCAGGAAUUUGUUGCGUUCCAUCCUGCCACAGUUCAACAACCACUCUCAGCAGGACGCUCAGGAACUGCUUCUCCUCCUCUUCAAUGCACUCCAUGACGACCUAAAGAAGGUUGGGAGGCGGAAGAUGCGCUUCUCCAAGCAGCUGAUACGAGACCAGGAGAGAAUGUGGGCCACCGGAGUGGGAGAGUCUACUAUCGUUUCCAAAUUUUUUGAAGGCACGCUCAGCUACGUGACGGUCUGCAUGCGGUGUGACCAACAGACCAUCAACACGCAGAUGUUCACUGUGCUCUCUUUACCCAUCCCUACACAUAUCAGCAAGUGCUCCAUUCAGGACUGUUUGUCUCUGUUCUUUAAGCAGAGCCUCUUGACAGGAGGAGAGAAGAUUAUGUGCUCAGCCUGUGAGCUAAGGGAAGAAACUGCUCUCCUUACUUAUCUGGACAAACCUCCCGAAAUCCUUGUGCUGCACCUUAAACGGUUUGGUUGUAAAGGAAAGAACCAGGUCAAACUGAGGACUAACGUUAUCUUCUCUACUGAGCUUGAUCUAAGCUUGUUUGUGUCCAGUUCGGCACAGAAGACUUCCAGUUCUUCAUAUCGUCUCUAUGCGGUCAUGAACCACGCAGGUCACCUGAACAUGGGUCACUACACUGCUCUGUGCCACAACACCCUGACCCAAACGUGGCACCGCUUCGAUGACUCUGCCGUCCAGGAGCUACACGACAGUCACGUCCAAUCCCCAGACGCCUACGUCCUGCUUUACAGCCGCAAGCCAUUCCGAAAACCAAAGAUUGUUGGCCUGUAACCAAAGGUCAUAAAAAUGACAGAAAACACGACUGCAUCCCUCAAGCAACAUUGUUCUCCAACCACACACACACGCAAACAUUCAAAGCGAUUUUCAUAAAUAGUCACGAGCCGUUGAAGGUUAUAUUUGUUAUACUGAAACAUUUGAAAGCAUUGAGAAAUAAAGUCCAACAUUUACAAGAAAAUAAAAGUUUGAUGAAUCUAACGCUCAGUGAGACGAGUAAGUAAAAUCCUUGCACAUUUCUGCUCUCUGGUCCAUUUAUUUGUACUGUGCGCUUGCUCUCGUCCCCAGAUUGGGACAGCUAGUGUUGAGCGAGUGAAGGCGUAACGUGAAUUCUCAUCUUAAAAGUCAAAACAAGUCUGGACUUAUGAAAGAAUUCAAUUAAAAAGAUACACACACGUUAAGGACCUACAAAAACUCGACCUUUUAAAAAUCACCCAGGGGCAAAAAUACCUUUAAUGUUUCUUCUAAAUGCAUGUUAUAAUGCAGACAGUUAUAUUGUAUAGCUCUCACACUAACGUUAUAGGGCUUGACAAGGC